AUGGCCAGCCAGACUCACUCAGACUCGGGUUCUGACUCGGACAACACCUGGGACGACUGGGACGACGGGAACCAGCCAGCGCGCUCCCUGUUUGAACCCGCCGCCGAAUUCCCCACCGCGUGGCUCGCCCUCGACCACGACAGGCGCACUCACGGCGUAGACCUGCCCUUGCUUGCAUCCACUCUCGACUUCUUCGAGCGCAUCCGCCUGAUCAACUGGAUCCGGGCGACCAACCCGGACCCGGCCUCGCUGCGCCGCCUCGACCGCAACGCCGCCUUCCUCGACGACGACCAGUACCUCAAGCCCGUCCUCGAGGAUGACGCUCUUCUCCAGGUCGACUUCGACACCCUCUCUCUCGACACUCCCCCCUCCGGCGCCCGUCCUUCCUCCUCUGCCGCAGCUCCCUCCUCCUCGAACCCUCCCAUGCCCUCAAUCGACGACCCUCUCACCCCCUCCGACCUGAUCGAGACUCUCAAAGCCCACCUCGCCGAUGCACAGGCUGCGAACGAGCACUUGCGACGGAUCGUCAAGGAGCGAUUGGGUGGCGAGAUGGGACUGGGAGAGGGAAACCGGUUGGGAGAGGUCGUCGAGGGUGUGGAGAAGGUCAGCGUCAAGGGGAAGGAGAAGGAGGGCGGCGAGGCGGUUCAUAAGGAUGAUGACCACUACUACGAGUCGUACCAGUACAACGACAUUCACGAGAUCAUGCUGAAAGACCGCGUCCGAACUCUCGCCUACCGCUCCUUCAUCCUGCACCCUUCCAACGCCGCGCGCUUCAAGGACAAGGUCGUCCUCGACGUCGGUUGCGGUACGGGCAUCUUGAGUAUGUUUGCGGCCCAGGCGGGAGCGAAGAAGGUCUAUGCGGUCGAUGCGAGCAAUGUGGCGUUCAAGGCGAUGCGGAACAUCAAGGCGAACGGUUUCGAGGGCGUCAUCGAGGUCAUCAAGGGCAAAGUCGAGGAGAUCGACCUGCCUUCAAAGGUCGACGUGAUCAUCUCGGAGUGGAUGGGCUACUGCCUCCUCUACGAAUGCAUGCUCGACUCGGUCCUCUACGCGCGAGACAAGUACCUCUCCCCGUCGGGCCUGAUGGUGCCCUCGCAGACUUCGAUCCUGUGGAGCGCCUACGCCGGACAGGGUUGGUACGACGACCGCGUCACGUUCUGGGACGAGGUGUAUGGCUUUGAGAUGAAGGCCAUGAAGGAGAAGAUCGAGGACGAGGCCAUUAUCGAGGUCAUGGAUGAGGGCGAGGUCGUUUCGAGUGAGGUCUCGAUCGCGGACAUCUAUACGCAAACCGCGACUAUUGCCUCGCUCUCCUUCACCUCGCCCUUCUCGCUCCCCAUCACCCGCGCACCCGCCAACACCGACUCCUCCGCCCCCUUCACCAUGUACGGUUUCCUGGCGCACUUUGACACCUACUUCACCUCCGCCCCUCGCCUCGCUGACUCGUCCAAGCGCGCCUCGUCCGUCUCCGGAGCAGACGGAGAAGUCUUCUUCACGACAGGCGCGUGGUCGACCCCGACGCACUGGAAACAGACGUUCUUCCUCCUCCGCGAGCCGAUCCAGGUUCGCGUUGGAGACAAGGUCGAGGGACAGGUCAAGGUUGGCAAGAAUGAGGACAACUCGAGGGAGUUGAGCGUCGAAGUUGUUUGGAGCGUCAUCGGCAGCGAGGGGGAGAAGAGGAGUGAGGGCGUGCAGGCUUGGAAGGUGCGGUGA
Messenger RNA from Rhodotorula toruloides NP11, 1707 nucleotides. RefSeq names its product protein arginine N-methyltransferase 3. The transcript has 7 exons. The record is from RefSeq and is a predicted model, not a curated record. Gene Ontology annotation, cellular component: nucleus. The coding region runs from base 1 to 1707 and encodes 568 amino acids. Gene Ontology annotation, molecular function: protein-arginine N-methyltransferase activity. NCBI's taxonomy places the organism in Eukaryota, Fungi, Basidiomycota, Microbotryomycetes, Sporidiobolales, Sporidiobolaceae. Gene Ontology annotation, biological process: peptidyl-arginine methylation.